AUGGACUUGGAAGCAGUGAAGAGGUACUUGGAGAAGGGAGUGGGAACAUCAUCGGAGGUUGAUGGGUUGCCACCCAGGUUUCUCGAACCCUUAAUCAUGAACUCCCUUAAGGUUGAUCUCAUCGAACCUGGUCGCCUCGUCUGUUCUAUGAAGAUACCACAACGUUUACUCAAUGCUGGCAAUUCGUUGCACGGUGGCGCCACCGCUGCGCUGGUGGAUAUUGUGGGGUCCGCCGCGAUUCCCACAGUUGGAUACGCAGGUUCCAAUACGGGGGUUUCCGUCGAGAUUAAUGUUUCCUACUUGGAUGCUGCCUAUGCCGAUGAGGAGAUUGAGAUCGACGCCAGGACUCUGCGUGUAGGGAAGGCUGUUGCUGUUAUAAGCGUAGAGUUUAAGAAGAAAAAAACUGGCAAAAUUUUUGCCCAGGGGCGUCAUACAAAAUUUCUUCCUCCAUCCAGCAAAAUGUGA
Messenger RNA from Sphenostylis stenocarpa, 465 nucleotides. Lineage: Eukaryota; Viridiplantae; Streptophyta; Magnoliopsida; Fabales; Fabaceae. The record is from the annotation of a GenBank genome assembly.